Molecule: messenger RNA, 1185 nt
Organism: Plasmodium malariae
Lineage: Eukaryota; Apicomplexa; Aconoidasida; Haemosporida; Plasmodiidae
Product: MSP7-like protein, putative
Exons: 2
Coding region: 1-1185 (394 amino acids)
Source: RefSeq, a predicted model, not a curated record
AUGAAGGGGAAUGUUAAAAUUUAUUUGUUCCUUUUUUUUUAUUUUACGUGCACCAUGUAUCGUCUGUUAAGAGGAAAGAAUUACAAUUUGGAUGGUUAUAUAGUAGAUGUAUUGCAAAAAAAACUGGGAAAUAUACAUAACAUUGGCCAGAAUAAUGCUAGCGACAGUUUUAACAAAAAACUUGAGAUUUUAAAAAAGCAAAUUGAAAAAAUACAAAAGUAUGAAACCGAGUAUGGAGGAAAAGGUUAUGAAGAUAUUUUGGACAGUGAAUUCCAAGAUGAGUCAGGAAAAAAAAAAAAAAAAAUUUUCGGAAUGGAUGAGGAUGAUUUAGACAAUUAUGACGAAGAUUUUUUGGGGCAAAGUGCAAAAGGAGGUCAGCAUGCUACAAAUAGUGCCAAUGGAGACGUAACAAGUACUCAACUUACGAAUGAUCAAUCAACUGAACAAGUAAAUGGCCAAUCAUCCUCAAAAACCGCAGUAGCUGCAGCAGGACAAUUAGAUCAAAAGGUUAAUACAGAUGGUAGUUUACCAAAUAACCAAACAUUAGCCACAUCUACAUCUAGUGGAUCCUCACCAACAAAUAACCCAAGCGCAUCAGGAGGAUCAGGUGCACAAGAUGAGCGAAGUGAAAAUUCUGAACUUACCCCAGAAAACGCACAAAAUUCCUCUGAAAAAGGUCAAGAAGGUACACCCCAAACAUUACCUAGUUCACCUACUGCAAGCAAUCCAUCCAUACAAGCAUCAACCAGUGGAAAUAGUAUUCCUGGGAAGGUUGCAAAUGAAUCAUCUAAGGUUAAACACUUAGACAAAAUAUAUGACGACCUUCUUGAAACAUCAGAGACAAAAAACGAAAUCGAUCAAACUCCAUACCAUACAAAAUAUAACGAUUUUAAAAGAGAGUAUGACGACUUUACUAUGAAUGAUAAGGAGUAUGAUAUGGUUAAGAAACUCUUUCAAGAGUGUUUUAAAAAUGGUGCAGGGGAGGGUUCAAAUACGACUUGUUUGAUUGAUGUAUUUAAAAAAGCGUUAGAAGAUAAUAUAUUUCGAAAAAAAUUUGAAAAUUUUAUGAACGGUAUUUACAGUUUUGCUAAGCGUCAUAAUUAUUUAAAUGACGAACGAAUAAGUAAUGAGGAGCAGUACAACGCUUUACUCAAAAAUGCUUUAACUUCAUUGAAUACAUUAUAA